GAUCGCUAUGGGACUUCUCGCAAUUUCCUCUUUCCUCCUCUGCAGAAAAUAACAUUUAAAAAUGAAAAGCAAAUGAGGAGCAACAGCAAAUAAUAACUGGCAAAUUGUAUUUUAUUUUUGCCAUUCUUAUGAAAAUGAAGAUCAUAUUUCUUGUGCUUCACAUUAGCAUGUUGCUACAUGUUGUUUUCUCUGCUCAGGGUCGUUUUGCUCAAAAAUUGCUGAAUGACCUAAUGGAGAACUAUUCGAAUGCUUUACGGCCUGUGGAGGACACAGACAAAGCUCUUAACGUCACUCUACAGAUCACACUCUCUCAGAUCAAAGAUAUGGAUGAAAGGAACCAGGUGUUGACCACCUACUUGUGGGUGCGUCAGAUCUGGCAUGAUGCGUACCUGAGCUGGGAUAAAGAUGAGUAUGAUGGACUUGAGGUCAUUCGAAUACCCAGCGAUCUUGUUUGGAGACCAGACAUCGUUCUGUAUAACAAUGCAGAUGAGGAGGACUCCUCUGGACCCCCAGGCACUAAUGUGGUGUUGAGGUAUAAUGGUGAGAUCACUUGGGACUCCCCUGCCAUUACUAAGAGUUCCUGUAAAGUGGACGUCUCUUAUUUCCCCUUUGAUAGUCAAGAGUGCAACCUUACCUUUGGCUCCUGGACCUACAAUGGCAACCAGGUGGACAUCACUAUGGGCAUGGAGAGUGGUGACCUUUCAGACUUUGUGGAAAACGUGGAAUGGGAGUGUCAUGGCAUGCCAGCUGUUAAGAACGUCAUUAUGUAUGGCUGCUGCUCAGACCCUUACCCUGACAUUACUUACACAGUCCUCCUCAAGCGGCGAUCAUCCUUUUACAUCUUCAACUUGCUUCUGCCGUGUUUCCUCAUCUCAUUCCUGGCUCCGCUGGGCUUCUACCUGCCUGCUGAUUCUGGGGAGAAGGUCUCACUGGGGGUUACGGUGCUGCUGGCUCUGACUGUAUUUCAGUUGAUGGUAGCAGAGAGUAUGCCACCUUCAGAAAGUGUUCCACUAAUUGGAAAAUACUACAUCGCAACAAUGACCAUGAUAACGGCCUCCACAUCAUUGACUAUCUUCAUCAUGAAUAUACACUUCUGUGGAGCGGAAGCAAAACCUGUGCCCCACUGGGCUAAAGUCCUGAUAAUAGACUACAUGUCAAAGAUAUUCUUUGUGUAUGAGGUAGGGGAAAACUGCACCACACCUGAAAGCGACAGAGGCCCAUUGUUCUCUGAAGACCCGCUGGCUAGCCUGGAGAGAGAUGGCUAUUUUGACAAAGGGUUUUAUGGAGACUGUCAGCAUGAUGAAAGAAACCACGGUCAGUUUAAUGGGUACAAUCACAGAGACCACCGGCAUGGGAAUGGGUACCAUCACAACAAAAGUGACUAUCGGCAACAUGGGCAUCAAAGGAGGACCCGCUCAUCUUCAAAUUCCCCUAUCCGACAGAGUGCCCAUCAUCCAAAAUACACACAUUACAUUGGUCGAGAUGGAAGCGAUAAGCUCCCACUGACAAGUCAGGAAAAACUAAAAGAUAGCGAAAUCUCAAUUCCAGAAAAACUUAGUGGAUACACCUACGAUCAUGGCAAUGGCUAUCUCAAUGGAGUUGGCUAUCUCCAUGAUAAUGGCUACAGCAAAACGUUUGGAGCAGAUAGAUACAGUAAGACCCCCACUGGCACAGGAGGUGUAUGCAUCUGUGGCCAACAUCAGAAAGUGGUGCAAAACAUUGACUACAUAGCUAACUGUUUCAGAGAGCAGAGGGCACACCAGGCAAAAGGGGCAGAGUGGAAGAAGGUUGCCAAGGUGAUGGACAGGUUCUUCAUGUGGGUGUUUUUCAUCAUGGUAUUCCUCAUGAGUAUCCUUGUCAUGGCCAAGGCAACCUAGGGCCAUUUACACAAUAAAGAUGCAAUCAAUUGAUUAUGUAAUGGGUAACUCUAUGUUUCAAAAGACCAUUUAGUUACUGAUU
This is a messenger RNA of Rhinichthys klamathensis goyatoka, 1959 nucleotides long. RefSeq names its product cholinergic receptor, nicotinic, alpha 9a (gene chrna9a). Gene Ontology annotation, molecular function: transmembrane signaling receptor activity; acetylcholine-gated monoatomic cation-selective channel activity. The record is from RefSeq and is a predicted model, not a curated record. Bases 129 to 1877 code for a protein of 582 amino acids. The transcript has 6 exons. Gene Ontology annotation, cellular component: synapse; neuron projection; postsynaptic membrane. Gene Ontology annotation, biological process: nervous system process; chemical synaptic transmission; regulation of membrane potential. Lineage: Eukaryota; Metazoa; Chordata; Actinopteri; Cypriniformes; Leuciscidae.